AUGGGGGAGAGGAACAUGAUGACCAAGAUCUUCAUAAAGAAUGAAACUUUCGGAGAAACGGUGAAGGCGAUGGCAGAGGAGAUCAACCGAUGCAUCGGAAUUACACCGCUGAGAGUCAAACCAAUCGGCAAAUCAGGCAGACUACACCUACUGCUCUUUGAAAACAAAUACACCGUGAGACAUAUUCUCCACGCCUUUGACACGUCGCAGAGGACUAUCUUCUGCGCGAAGAAGAACAAGGCUCAGCCAUACAUGGAGAAUUUAGCUCAUAUUAACCAGUGUAAAAUUGUUAUGCCUUCGACCAUACGAAGCACUCGUACGGCACCAAAAAGAAUCCAACCAUGA
This is a messenger RNA of Parnassius apollo (apollo), 345 nucleotides long. The record is from the annotation of a GenBank genome assembly. Lineage: Eukaryota; Metazoa; Arthropoda; Insecta; Lepidoptera; Papilionidae.